Molecule: messenger RNA, 1931 nt
Organism: Suillus paluster
Lineage: Eukaryota; Fungi; Basidiomycota; Agaricomycetes; Boletales; Suillaceae
Product: aspartic peptidase domain-containing protein
Exons: 12
Coding region: 157-1812 (551 amino acids)
Biological process (GO): proteolysis
Molecular function (GO): aspartic-type endopeptidase activity
Source: RefSeq, a predicted model, not a curated record
CUUGUCUCUGAUGCCUCGUUGAUCACAGCUGCCAGUGUUGCUGCUGCUUGCUCACAGCUUUUGUUGUUUCUAUCAUAGACCAGCCCAGAACGGCGCGCAUUCCUUCAGCAUACUUAUACCGGCCAUCGCCAAAGUCGUUCCUUUUUAUCCUCUGCCAUGAAGUUGCAGGCUCUUUCCUUGGUUGUCCUGGCCGGAGUUUCAGUGGCUGUUAAAAUACCUUUCAUUCAAUCAAAACGCCCAACCCUACAGCGACGAAGUGGGGGCACAAACGUUUCAGUAUCUCGUCCACAAGUUCUCGCUUCAAAUUCGUCAGGGUCCACGGCGCUUACGCUCAGUGAUGUUCACGAUCUCAUUUAUAUGGCGAAUGUUACCCUUGGCGGUGUUGAUUAUCUGGUCCAGCUUGACACAGGUUCUUCUGACCUGUGGGUGAAGAGCUCAACACCCAUCUCUAAUGCAAACAUUACAUCCCUGGCUUGUAAUCUGACUUAUGGCAUUGGUUGGGCAUAUGGAAGUAUUUCUUAUGUUGAGGCCGAAUUCGCAGGGAUAUCCAUUCCUUCCCAAGCUUUUCUUGACGUCUCGUCCGCACAAAACCCGGCAUUAUCCUAUGGAGCUAUAGGACUCCUAGGAUUAGGUUUUGAUUCCUUGUCGACUAUAGAUGCCCUCGUAAACGUCACCGGCGCGUCGACCGGCCGCAGUCUCCUCUACAAUCUUUUCCAGGACAAUCCUUCCGAACCCAACUUCAUUGCAUUCUCUCUGCAGAGUACAUCGGACGAUGAUCAAGUGAUGGGUAGUUUCGCAAUUGGCGAGACCGAGCUCCAAUAUUCAAAUGUCACAAGCACCAACAAAAUCCCAACAUGGCCCGUAAACUCUCCAACGCGUUGGAAUGUGCUGUUGGACUCAUUUAUUGUUGGCACGGAGACCUAUUCAGUGUCCACUGGCGUACAAGGAGCGCCAUCGAACAAGGCAGUUGUCCUUCUGGAUAGCGGUACAUCGUAUACAUACGCGCCUACUGACGUGUGUCAGGCCAUUUAUGGCGGUGUAUCCGGGGCUCAGUAUAACUCUGCCCUCGGGCAAUGGGUCGUCCCUUGUGACGCAGAAAUAAAUAUGGCUCUUCAGUUCGACGACCAAAUCUUGCCAAUCCACCCUCUCGAUGUUUCACCACAGAGUGUGGGCGAUUCUUCAACCUGUGUCGGCUCUUUUGUGCCCCAAAGUGUCUCUGUGGGGGCAGGCCAAUUUGAUUGGUUGAUAGGUGAUAACGUUUUACGUUCAAUCUAUGCUUUGUACGACUUCGGCGACUUCGUUUCGUCGGGGAAUAUGGGCAGCCCUUAUGUCCAAAUGCUCGCCCUGAUCGAUCCUAACCAGGCAUCGGUGGAGUUCCACGAUGUCCGAGGCGGAACGCCACAGAAUAAUAUCACCUAUAACGUUUCAAAUGAUGGUUCUGGGUCAACAACUGUGACGGUGUCCACGGAUGUAGCAAACACUAUCGACAAGCUCUCCAAAUAUCUCCCUGCCAUGCUUGCCGUGAUGGCUCUUAAUGCCCUGAUUUUAAUCAUUCUUCUCAUCGUCGGUCUUGUCCUGCUGUGCAGGCGUCGCGGGAAGAGUGCACGAGCGCGCAAGACGCCUGGAAGACUCAGCCCAAUGCCGAUGAAUAUUACCUCUACGAGGUUCCCCGAUUUUCCAGGCCAUCAAGAGCUGCACACAUACCAGCCUGUCUCGAUGGCAAUGACAGAAGACACACUUUUCGCUCCUCCGUCACCCGCCUUUAAAGGGGAGUCGAUGAGACCUGGAGAUCGCCCAAAGUCAGUCGCAUAGUUUACUAAUAAUAUCCUCGUACCCCCCGGACCGUCGCUAUAUCCUGGUUGUUCUGUCCGUCAUGGAUUCUCGUGUACUUAUGUAGAUGUUGUUGGGCUUUCGUCGGACAAUGGACCUUU